AGUAUAAAUCCCCACUUUCUGACGUCAGCGAUCUCUUCCCUGCCUAUGACCUCGUGAGGUGGGCAGCGUACAAAUUCCCUGUCUCGUUUCACCACUGAGCGGAUCCCAAACCAUCCGUCAAAAUGGUGAACUUUACCAUCGACCAGAUCCGUGCCAUCAUGGACAAGAAGGCCAACAUCCGUAACAUGUCUGUGAUUGCGCACGUUGACCACGGAAAGUCAACUCUCACGGACUCCCUGGUGUCGAAGGCCGGCAUCAUUGCCUCAGCCCGUGCUGGAGAAACCCGUUUCACCGACACGCGCAAAGAUGAGCAGGAGCGUUGCAUCACCAUCAAGUCAACCGCCAUCUCCUUGUUCUACGAGCUGACCGAAAAUGAUAUGGCCUUCAUUAAGCAGAGCAAGGAUGGUUCUGGCUUCUUGAUCAACCUGAUCGACUCACCCGGGCACGUUGACUUCUCGUCUGAAGUGACUGCUGCUCUUCGUGUCACUGAUGGAGCCCUGGUUGUGGUGGACUGUGUGUCUGGUGUCUGCGUGCAGACCGAGACAGUGCUCCGUCAGGCCAUUGCAGAGCGCAUCAAGCCAGUCCUGAUGAUGAACAAAAUGGACCGUGCCUUGUUGGAGUUGCAGCUUGAGCCUGAAGACCUUUACCAGACCUUCCAACGUAUUGUGGAGUCAGUCAAUGUCAUCAUCUCAACCUAUGGAGAAGAUGAGAAUGGACCUAUGGGCACCCUCAUGGUCGAUCCUACCAUUGGAACAGUUGGCUUUGGCUCUGGACUUCACGGCUGGGCAUUCACCUUGAAGCAGUUUGCAGAGAUGUAUGCAGCAAAGUUUGCUGCCAAGGGCAACACCCAGCUGUCCCCAGCUGAGAACUGCAAGAAGGUGGAAGACAUGAUGAAGAAGCUGUGGGGAGACAGGUACUUUGAUGCGAGCACUGGCAAGUUCCUUAAAUCUUCUACCGGAGCUGAUGGCACCAGUUUCCCACGUACCUUUGUUGCCCUUAUCCUGGAUCCCAUCUUCAAGGUCUUCAAUGCCAUCAUGAACUUCAACAAAGAGGAAACUGCCAAGCUGGUGCAGAAGCUGGACAUCAAGUUGGAUGUUGAGGACAAGGAAAAGGAGGGAAAGCCUCUCCUGAAGUCUGUGAUGCGCCGCUGGCUGCCUGCUGGAGAAGCCCUCCUUCAAAUGAUCACCAUCCACCUGCCUUCACCUGUGACUGCCCAGAGGUACCGCUGCGAACUGCUCUACGAAGGACCUGGAGAUGAUGAGGCUGCCAUGGGUAUCAAGAACUGUGACCCCAAGGCUCCCUUGAUGGUCUACAUCUCAAAGAUGGUUCCUUCCAACGACAAGGGUCGCUUCUAUGCGUUUGGUCGCGUGUUCUCUGGCUGCAUCUCCACUGGCAUGAAAGUGCGCAUCAUGGGACCCAACUUUGUCCCUGGAAAGAAAGACGAUCUCUACCUGAAGCCAAUUCAGAGGACCAUUUUGAUGAUGGGCCGUUACACUGAGCCCAUUGAGGAUGUUCCCUGUGGUAACAUCGUGGGUCUGGUUGGAGUCGAUCAGUUCCUUGUCAAGACUGGAACGAUCACCACCUAUGAGCAGGCACACAACAUGAAGGUGAUGAAGUUCAGCGUCAGCCCUGUGGUGAGAGUUGCCGUGGAGGUCAAAAACCCUGCCGACCUUCCCAAGCUGGUGGAGGGAUUGAAGCGUCUGUCCAAGUCCGACCCCAUGGUGCAGUGCAUCAUCGAGGAGUCUGGGGAGCACAUCGUCGCUGGAGCCGGAGAGUUGCAUCUGGAAAUCUGUUUGAAGGAUCUGGAGGAGGAUCACGCUUGCGUUCCUCUUAAGAAAUCUGAUCCCGUGGUGUCCUACAGGGAGACAGUCAGCGAAGAGUCAAGUAUUAUGUGUCUCUCAAAGUCUCCCAACAAGCACAACCGUCUGUUCAUGAAGGCCUGUCCCUUCGCUGACGGCCUGGCAGAGGACAUCGAGAAGGGCGACGUUACCUCUCGUCAGGACAUUAAGACCCGUGCCCGCUACCUUGCUGAGAAGUUCGAGUGGGAUGUUGGAGAGGCCAGAAAGAUCUGGUGCUUCGGCCCCGAUGGAACCGGCCCCAACCUUCUGGUGGACGUUACCAAGGGAGUGCAGUACCUUAACGAGAUCAAGGACAGUGUUGUGGCCGGCUUCCAGUGGGCCGUCAAGGAGGGUGUCCUGUGUGAAGAGAACAUGCGUGCCAUCCGCUUCAACGUCCACGAUGUGACCCUGCAUACAGACGCAAUUCACCGCGGUGGUGGUCAGAUUAUUCCUACAGCUCGCAGAGUGCUGUACGCGUGUGAGCUCACUGCAGAGCCCAGAAUGAUGGAGCCCAUCUACCUGGUCGAGAUCCAGUGUCCUGAAGAUGCCAUUGGUGGAAUCUACGGUGUGUUGAACAGGAGGCGUGGUCAUGUGAUCGGUGACCUCGGCUUUUCAUCUACACCCAUGCGUGUCACCAAGGCCUACCUGCCUGUCAACGAGUCAUUCGGUUUCACCGCUGACCUUCGUUCCAACACCGGUGGCAAGGCCUUCCCUCAGUGCGUGUUCGACCACUGGCAGAUCCUCCCAGGAGACCCCUUAGACCCGGCUAGCAAGCCUGGCGUUGUCGUCGCUGACAUUCGCAAACGUAAGGGUCUGAAGGAAGGAAUCCCCGCCUUGGACAACUACCUGGACAAAUUGUAAACGCCUGCACCCCACUUGGCUCCUGCCUCAUUCCUCCCUUUCCAACGAAUUAAAAGUCUACAUUGUGGGACUGAUUGUACAGAACACAGUGAGCACCAGUGUUUGCCAAAAGGAUUGACAAUAAUGAAUAAACUACAAAAAUUGUAAACGACAAAUAAAACAAAAUAAAAAACUAA
Gasterosteus aculeatus aculeatus (three-spined stickleback) is the source of this 2875-nucleotide messenger RNA. Its product is annotated as elongation factor 2b. Gene Ontology annotation, molecular function: GTPase activity; ribosome binding; translation elongation factor activity. The record is from RefSeq and is a predicted model, not a curated record. Gene Ontology annotation, cellular component: ribonucleoprotein complex; cytosol. Gene Ontology annotation, biological process: translational elongation. Lineage: Eukaryota; Metazoa; Chordata; Actinopteri; Perciformes; Gasterosteidae.